CCAUUCCUCCUCCUCUCCAGAGGACUCGCCGUCGUCGCCGCCGCCAUUCCCAUUUGCCCACUCCCCUCCCCUUCCCUCCAGUAAACCCUAGCCCACCGAACCUCCAAUCCCCCCUACCAGCGCUCGAUUCGCAGCCCCAAUCGAGCUAGGGUUCGACGAGCCCGCCGAGGCACUCUGUUUCGCUGCGUUUUUCGGUGUUUUUUUUUCCGGGGGAUUUUGAUUUUUUGUCCCCUUCUUCCGCGGUGGGGAUGGGGAGCCGGAGGGAGGAGGAGAGGAACGAGAAGAUCAUCCGCGGGCUCAUGAAGCUGCCGCCGAAUCGCAAGUGCAUCAAUUGUAACAGUGUGGGGCCACAAUAUGUAUGUACCAAUUUCUGGACCUUCAUAUGCUUGUCAUGCAGUGGCAUACACCGGGAGUUCACCCACCGUGUCAAGUCAGUCUCAAUGGCUAAAUUCAGCACGCAAGAAGUGCGGGCUCUUGAACAGGGAGGGAACCAGCGAGCACGUGAUAUCUACCUUAAAGAUUGGGACUGGCAACGAAUGAGGUUGCCUGACAAUAGCAAUCCAGAUAGGAUAAGGGAAUUCAUCAGAGCUGUUUAUGUGGACAAGAAGUAUGCUGGUGGGAAUUCCAGUAACAAACCAGUCAACGAUAGUGAGAGUGUAAAGAGCAGCGAAAAUGAUAUGAGAAGACCUAGCUCCUACCAUUCGUAUUCCCAAAGCCCACCUUAUGAUUUUCAAUAUGAAGAUAGACGAUAUGGUAAGCAAGUUGACACACUUGCACGAAGGCCUUCAGACAGGGCACUCUUUGAUGGGAAACUCGGCAGUUUAUUAUACAGUCCAGGUCGUUUGAGAGAUCAGAUGCAUGAAGACCGAUUUGCUAAUGAGAGUUCUGGGUCAAGGUUUUCUGAUUUUUCUGCCUCAAGCACUGGUGACUUCAGAAAUGACGUGCUUUCUCCUAGCUCUCAGGAUACAGGGUACAGCAGUCCUUCUAUCCACCAUUCAAGGAAUGUGUCGUCUGAAAACCCUCCAUCCCAUAGGCAUCCGAAUGCAACUUCACAAACAGAUUUUAAUGGAGUCCGACGAUCACAGAGAACAGGUUCUUCAGGAAGUUUUGGAUCAUUUGAUGGUAGCUCAACAUCUAAUAAAUCUGUUGAUUUAGCUGCCUUACCUGAUGCACCUGCAGAAAAGCCAGUGCAUUCUGCUGUAAAUCGUGAGACUUUCACGUCUCCUGUGGCUCAUUCAGCACAAGUAUAUACCUCACAGAGCAAUAAAAACUCUUCCGUAAGCCAGACUCCUCCCACCAGGGAAUCUGUGCAUCAUGGCAAAGUUCACAUGGUCAGUGUGGCGCCGUUGCCUGUUUCAACACAACCAGUGACUUCCACAAAUCAAAACCUCUUUGAUCAGUCAAUGCAACAUCCUGUCACUUCUGCAGCACCGAUAGAUCUUUUUGCUGGCUUUAACCAACAGACCUCGUCAGCUUCCCAUAAAACAGUUGAUUUAGGCAGCCAUUCUGCUCCUAAAGAAACUCUGCAUGACGUUGUGAUUCAGAAGGCUGUGGCAUCUUCACCACCUGUUCAAGCAGAAGCACUCACUACAUCUCAUCCUGUCCAUCAAGAUCUCUUAAGCCUGUCAACUUUGCAGGAACCAUCAAUUUCCUCUACCCCUCCGGCAAUAGAUUUAUUCGCUGGCUUUGACCAACAACUGCCACCUGUGACUAUUGUUCAGCAAAGUCAGCCAGCAGAACCAUCAAUUUCCUCUACCCCUCCAUCAAUAGAUUUAUUUGCUGGCUUUGACCAACAACUGCUACCUAUCACUAGUGUUCAGCAAAGUCAACCGGCAGUUCCAUUGGUCGCUGAGGAAGGAUGGGCUUUCUUCCUUGAUACACCUCAACAUACUCCCAUUCCAAAUGUGCAAGCUCAGGUGCCUGCUGCAAUAGCUGCACUCCCUCCGAGUGACAAUCUUGCAAAAGGAAUUAAUCAAUCAGCAUUGCCAACUGUGCCACCAAAUGCUUUGAUGCCACAAAGUUGCCCACUUGUGAUGGAUCAGUGGAGUUUAAAUGCUCAAGAGGUGAAGGCCCCUGUCUCCAAAGAAUCCUCACAGUCUUGGAAUGCCUUUGGUGAACCUAGUGGGAACACAACCAAUGAUUCAUUCACAUUUAACACUAUGUCUCAAGCAGCACCUCAUCAUUUCAAUGUUCCUAGCAUUCCACAUGCUGAAGCCAGAAGUCCAGAGGAUUGGCCUAGCAGCGAACUUGAAAAACCAAUUCCUGGGGAUAUAACCCCUGGUAUUAAUGUCUCUCCUGGUGACAUGGCUGGGCCAUCAUUUCAUGGACCACUUCAACCCCAACUGGACGUCAUGGCAUCUCAGCCUGCAAAAUCAACAAAUCCAUUUGACAUGGCAUUUGAGUCUGAUGUUGAAGCCAGUGGCAUGUUCAUGGAUCUGACCUCGCUACAAGCAGCAUUGCCAAAUCCUCAUGUUAACUCUGAUUAUUCCAACUUGACCGAGCCAUGGAUUCCUCAUAAUUCUAGCAUGCCUUAUAUUUCCUCUGGGCAACAGGGUAUCUUAUCCUUUAUAUUACAAAUGAUCCUUAUGCAAAAGAACACAAGAGGGUUAUCAUACAUGGCAAAACAAGUACCAGAUUCCCUUAUGCUGUCUUUCCUGUAUAUGAAAAAGGAGUGUUCAGAAUACCAAACAGCGGUUCAACUUACACGUUGUAUUCCAAUUUCUGUUUCUCUGCAACAGGUAAACUACACUAAGAUCGAGCCAGAUGGCAUGCCUCAUUUUGCCUCUGAAAAUGGUGAGAGGAGAAACAUGACAGGUCAGAAAGCCCGAUUCAACUCUGGAAGAGAUUGUAGGGACGGAAGGCAAUUUGGCCCAUCUGGUGGAAGGGGGAGGGGAAGGUCUUUCAAUCAAGGUCGUGGAAGAGGAAACAACAACUGGAGAGAUGUAAAACCCAAGUUCAGAAGCAGUGACAGUCCAAGUCCAGCAUCAGGACAACGUCGCAAUGACAGUCCAGCAUCUGGAGGACAGCGGAAGCGACCUCCUAUAAUUUAUGAUGCAAAUGAGGUUAAACAGUGGCUAGAAGCACGCAAGAAGAACUAUCCUUCAAGUGUUAAUAUAAAUAAGAAGUUGUGCAAGAGUCAACCACAUGGUGAGAAGAAGGAAGAAGAGGCCCUAAUGCGUCGUCAGGAACUCAAGGAAGUAUUAGCAAAACAGAAAGAAUUGGGUUUUGAACUCCCUGAACUACCACCUGGCUAUUUAUCUGAAAAUGAGGACCAAGGCAAUGGAAGGAAAAGUAACUGGAAAAAUCAAAGCAGGGAUCGUCGUUUUGGAAACCAUGCCAAUAACAAAAGAUCAAGGUAUGACCGCAAAGAUUUUCAGUCUAAAAGACCCAAGGUAUGGAAUCAAACUCGUUGUGAUGAUGGGGCAAUGGUCAAGAGCAGGGAGCCAUCCCUCUUACAGAAGCUUCUUAGUCCAGAUGUCAAGAGGGACAGACAUAGGCUUCUUCACACAUUCAAAUUCAUGAUCCUUAACAAUUUCUUCAGUGAUUAUCCUGACAAGCCCUUGGAGUUUCCCAGUGUUAAAGUAAACCAGAACGAACUCGAAAGUAAUGUUGCUGCAGAAGAACUAGACGAUUUGAUGAACAAUGGGACUGCAGAGGGCAGCAAUCUUGAUUUAGAGGAAAAUGAUGACCAGAAAGAGUCGAGCUCAGUUGAUGGAGAAUCAAGUCUCGAUGACAACAACGACGAAGAGGGUGAUGAUGGCAAUGCCAGUGCGGAGAGCAGCGACAAGGAUGAGAACGAGGACGACGAUGCUGGUGGGAUGUGAUAAACACCAUUCUGCAAGUGUCUCGGGGCCUCUACACCCAAAGGGCCAAAGGUGUACAAAACCAAAAUGUAAUGCACCUGAAGUCACAGGCGCAAGAAUCCAACAGGCCAACUGUGUUUUUCAUGUAUAGUUGGCGUCCACGCAUGGUGUAUUGGUAUUCCUGUAGCUGCCUUGGAAAUUUUGUGAGUUGCAUUUGAUAUGAGUUCGCUAUUUGGGGGAAAGCACAUGUGCUCGGAAAAAAAUUGUCUGGAGCAGAGCCCCAACCCUCACCACGUGAGACACCAUCAUGGAUGUGCAGCAUCUAUAUUUUCACCGAUCUUGAUGCACAUAAAGAAGA
Oryza brachyantha (malo sina) is the source of this 4161-nucleotide messenger RNA. Its product is annotated as probable ADP-ribosylation factor GTPase-activating protein AGD14. The record is from RefSeq and is a predicted model, not a curated record. NCBI's taxonomy places the organism in Eukaryota, Viridiplantae, Streptophyta, Magnoliopsida, Poales, Poaceae. Gene Ontology annotation, molecular function: GTPase activator activity.